GGUUUGUACUCGCCAUGGCAGUGGUGCUGCUGCUGCUGGGCAUCAUCUGCGCCGUGUUCUUCGGCACGUGGGUGCGACUGUUCAUUGACCAUGAGCUGGUUCUGCGCCCUGGCUCGAUGACGUUCGAGUGGUGGGCGCGGCCGCCGGUUCGACCGUUCGUGCACGUCUACGUGUACAACGUUACCAAUGCUGACGAGUUCCUCAACAACGGCUCCAAACCUGUGCUCCAAGAGUUGGGACCUUACGUUUACCAGGAGGAGUGGGAGAAGGUGAACAUCACUGACAACGAGAACGGCACUCUCUCGUUCCACUACAAGCGCACGUACACGUUCCAGCCGGAGCAGAGCGCAGGCGCCGACGACGACGCUGUGGUCGUGCCCAAUAUACCCAUGUUGAGCGCAACAUCCCAAUCUAAACACGCGGCGCGCUUCCUCCGGCUCGCUAUGGCUUCCAUCAUGGACAUCCUGAAGAUCAAGCCGUUCGUAGAAGUGUCCGUGGGGCAACUGCUGUGGGGUUACGAGGACCCCCUGCUGAAGCUGGCCAAAGAUGUGGUGCCGAAGGAGCAGAAACUGCCAUACGAGGAGUUUGGGCUGUUUUAUGGAAAAAACGGCACAUCCCCAGAUCCAGUAACAAUGUUCACCGGAGCACUGGACAUGACGAAAUACGGCAUAGUGGAGCGGUUCAACCAUCGCGAUCGUCUGCCGCACUGGACCACAGACCAGUGCAACAGCAUCGCUGGAUCUGACGGGUCCAUCUUCCCGCCGCAUAUCACUAGGAACGAUACACUUGGAGUAUACGACAAGGAUUUGUGCAGACUGCUGCCUUUACAAUACCUCCGCGACGUUGAAUCGUCAGCGGGCGUAGAAGGAUACCGCUUCACUCCACCGGAGGACGUGUUCGCGGACAAUGAGAACAAUAAGUGUUUCUGCCCCGCGGGGCCGCCGUGCGCCCCCAACGGGUUGUUCAACGUGUCACUCUGCCAGUACGACUCCCCCAUUAUGCUGUCGUUCCCGCACUUCUAUUUAGCGGACAAGAGCCUCCUGGACGCGGUGGAAGGCAUCUCCCCACCUGACCCGGAGAAACACAGGCUCUUUAUCGACGUGCAGCCGGAGAUGGGUAUAGCGAUGCGAGCUCGGGCCCGCAUCCAGAUCAACCUGGCGGUGUCGCAGGUGGUGGACAUCAAGCAGGUGGCCACCUUCCCUGACAUCGUGUUCCCCAUACUGUGGUUCGAGGAGGGUAUCGACGAGUUACCGGACCAAGUGACGUCACUCCUUCGUUUAGCGACUAAAGCUCCGCCCGUCGCCCGCGCCGCUCUAGGAUGGGGACUCACCGCGUUGGGAGCCCUGCUACUACUACUGGCUGUAACUUGUCUUAUACGAUCUUCGCAUCGCCAAAGCACACUAAGACUGGAGGGGCACGCGGUCGCCAAACCGCCGCCGGCCAAGACUCCCAGCAAAGAAAACGGAUACGAACUCAACAGCAGAAGAUAACUAAACACACAAACUCCAUUGUAAAAUAAAUAAAACCCUAACGUCACCCCCCCCCCCCAACCCCCCCCCCCCACUCCUCUAUAGUAGGUAUGACGUCUUAACUUUUCUCUCUUCGUCCAUCAGUUUGAUUAUCAAAAACAUGUACAUGUGGACACGUAUUUUUGAAGCGAAACUUCCUUUCGGGCGGCGUGGAAAUGGAAAAUCCUGUGGAAAAGAUGAAACGGAAAUGCGUCACGAGCGUCACACUACUAUGUACAUACAGGGUGUGACAAAAGUCCGAAAUAAAACUUUAGGGUUUGGUUGUGUUCCUUGUAUAGAAUUACCUACGAAAGUUUGACGCCUCUGAGACCACUUUUAUUUUCUAAUUAAAUUAAUAAAAAUAUCGUUUUUACGCCUUCCUAUGGCAACCCUAUAAAUGCGUACGAUUACUACUACCUAAACAGACCCCCCUCUCUCCCCCAGGCGUCCCUGCGCCCCGCUCAGAUACCUACAAAUUUUUAAUUCGGAAUACAUACCUACAAAUUUUAUUUCGGAAUUCUGAAACACCCUUUAUAUAUGUGUGUGUGUGGGAUGCGUGCGCAGGUCUUCCCGACGCACAUGAAAGUUGGAGGGUUACUCGGCGAAGGCUGAAAUGCGUCACGGGCGUCACACGCGACAAUAUAUAUAUAUAUAUGUCCUCCAUUCCCCUAUGCCUUAUGCACCGCCUAAUGUUAGGUUAUUUAAGAAAAGAAGUUUCAUUUCAAAUGUAUUCUCUGUGUACACAAUUUUUUUUCUCUUCGUCAAUCAGGUUGAUUACCACAAAGUAUUUGAGACGUUUGUUUUUCUUUAUUCACAUAAUUAUAACAUUAGAGAGGUAUAUCGAUUCGAAAUGUCACAUGACGUCACGCCUUGGUACAAUUUUUACUUGAAAGCGACGUCACAAGCCGAACUCCCGAACUGAAGGCUAUUCGGCAUGAAUCCGCCGCUAGAGGCGCUCGUGUAGCGCGAGUUCUCCGAAAUGUCAAAUGUUAUUGCUUGUAGCU
This is a messenger RNA of Chilo suppressalis (striped riceborer), 2512 nucleotides long. The record is from the annotation of a GenBank genome assembly. NCBI's taxonomy places the organism in Eukaryota, Metazoa, Arthropoda, Insecta, Lepidoptera, Crambidae.